GAAAAGAAUCUGAAGAGAAUAUAACUGGAAUUGAGAUGCUCAGAAUGAAUACGCGUGGUGGUUGAGCGAAGAUGAUAAAAGCUUGCGAAGAAGAAGAGGCAGGUAGUUUUGAUUUCGGGAGCGGGAUAGCAAGAGCUCGAGAUGACCCCGACAACGACGAUCGUUCAUAUAUGUAUGUUGAUUGCCUGCGGCAUUCUGAAUUUUGUCAGCUGCGAAUACAAGUCAUCGAAUGCGGUUCAACAUCUUCUUGUAGGAAAACGAAAUCAAGAAAAUAAUGUGAAUUUCUAUGGCAAACAGCAAACCUCAUUAUCCUGUCCAGAAAGAAAUGGUAGAUUUCCAAUUUCGUCUCAAUGUGACGCCUAUAUAGAAUGCAUCGAUGGUAUCCCUGAAGAAAAAUUAUGUCCCGAGGGACUCCUAUUUAGUCCUGAAGCAAGAUUCAAUUAUCCUUGCGGAUACCCAAUAGACGUAAAUUGUGAAGGAAGGCCUAAUCGACAACCUGCACAACCAACUGCCGAUUGUCCUCAUCAAUAUGGUUACUUCAAAGUUGGGGAUAAGCAAAAUUGUGGUCAAUUUAUGAACUGUGCCGACGGAAAGGGAUACAUUUUUGAUUGUCCUGAAGGAUUAGCUUUUAAUUCAGAAUCUUAUCGUUGUGAUUGGCCCGAUCAGGUCACUGAUUGCGAUGUUGAAGCAUUCUUGGGCUUCGUUUGUCCAGAAGAUCUUUCUACACGAGAAAUUAAAUUUUUCCGAAGUAAUCUGGAUUGUCAGCGGUAUUAUAUUUGCGUAAACGGCCGACCACGAUUGCAAAAUUGUGGUGAGGGUAGGGCUUUUAAUGAGUUGACAGGUGCUUGUGAUGCUGCAGAAAAUGUUACUGGAUGUGAAUUACAUCUUGGAUUGUUACAUGAAAAAAAAAACUGUGAAAUUAUUUUAAAUAUGAAAAGAAUUUUAGUAGCAUCUGUAAGUUUUCUACUAAAUGAACAAGUGAUUGCUAUUAUCUGAACAUACAUAUUAAUAAUGUUAUAUAAAUGAAGAAACAAGUUUUUAUUACAAAAAUGAGUAAGUGAAAAAAUGAUGUAAAUAGUUGUAUGUUAAGAAUAUUCAACAUAAAAAAAAAUAUAUAUUUAGUAAUUUAUAAAACCGAUACUUUUAUAAAUGAAAUUAUCCAUUAAAUAAUCUAUUUUAAAUAAUAUGUGUUAGUAAUAAAAUGUUUAAUAUUCAUUUUUUUUUUAAUUUCAAUUGGGGAACUUUUAACAUCGAAUAUACAUUCAUAUGUAUUCAUACACGAGUUUGAUCUGGUCUCUGAUAUAUAGUUCUGAAGUAGAAAGAUACGAAUGUACUGUAA
Messenger RNA from Apis florea (little honeybee), 1339 nucleotides. RefSeq names its product protein obstructor-E. The record is from RefSeq and is a predicted model, not a curated record. NCBI's taxonomy places the organism in Eukaryota, Metazoa, Arthropoda, Insecta, Hymenoptera, Apidae. Gene Ontology annotation, molecular function: chitin binding. Gene Ontology annotation, cellular component: extracellular region.